AUGAGUUAGGAAGUUAGAAACGAGGUCAAACCUGGUCAAUAAAUAUUCAUGUGUGGAGAUUUUAACAAACCACGAGUUCAAAUUACAGGAUUUUAAUAUUGGGUUCAUUAAUAUGCAAAUACCUUCAGAAAAGCGAUUACAUUAGAAAUCUCUUCCUAAGUACAGCCUCGAACUAAUAACUAUUCAAUAAGUUGUCAGAUCCUGCUACCAUAAGCUCAGAUGUAAAAUUUAAAUAUCUCAUCAGCAGGUAUUAAGUUGUUUACUACAAUAAGAAAAAUUUCAUUAAUUUAAAAAAAAUAAAUUGCUCAAAAACGCACAUCUUUUCACUCAAUGAUAUUGCAACAUGCAAAAUAAUUAAAAUAUCAAGAAAUUAUCUGAUAUUCUCUACCAAAGAAAAUGGAAUUCAAAGCCUCGUUGCAGUAAAAAUUUUAUGAAAUUUUCAAAGAUUUCACUAUAAGAGACAAAAGCAAAUAUACAUUUAAGAAUUAAAGCAUAUGACGAUUCUUAAUCCACAGAAGAAAGAAGGAAGUCUAUAUUGCUGCUAUGUUGA
Messenger RNA from Paramecium octaurelia, 550 nucleotides. Lineage: Eukaryota; Ciliophora; Oligohymenophorea; Peniculida; Parameciidae. The record is from the annotation of a GenBank genome assembly.